CGAGGGAGAGAGCAAGGGAGCAAGCGAGCCGGAGCGAGAAAGGGAGAGCGCAAGAGAGAGCGAACACGCACACGCGCGCACACACACGCUCACACACACAGACACACACGGGAGAGCUUGGAAGUAAUUGGGCUCCAUGGACGAGAUGCUGCUGCUGGCGAGAUGUCUGGUGGUGGUCCUCGUCUCCUCGCUGUUGAUAUGCUCGGGGCUGGCGUGUGGACCCGGCAGGGGAUUUGGGAAGAGGAGACACCCCAAAAAGCUGACCCCUUUAGCCUACAAACAGUUUAUCCCGAAUGUGGCCGAGAAGACCCUAGGGGCCAGUGGAAGAUACGAAGGGAAGAUCUCGAGAAACUCCGAGCGAUUUAAGGAACUCACCCCCAAUUACAACCCUGACAUCAUAUUUAAGGAUGAAGAAAACACCGGAGCGGACCGGCUGAUGACUCAGAGGUGUAAGGACAAAUUGAACGCCUUAGCCAUCUCGGUCAUGAACCAGUGGCCGGGAGUGAAGCUGCGGGUGACCGAGGGCUGGGACGAGGACGGCCACCACUCGGAGGAGUCGCUGCACUACGAGGGCCGCGCGGUGGACAUCACCACGUCGGACCGCGACCGCAGCAAGUACGGCAUGCUGGCCCGGCUGGCCGUGGAGGCAGGCUUCGACUGGGUCUACUACGAGUCCAAGGCGCACAUCCACUGCUCAGUGAAAGCAGGGCUUCGGGAAAAGAAGCCACCUUGUCAAGAAACUAAACACAAGGACUUGAGCAGCUGCAGCCCACUCCAGCCUGGAGGAAACCUCACUUUUCCAUCUCUCUUCAGGGUUGCCGAUGCCAACGGAGUGUGUAAAAUGUAUGUGUGGCGGUGGCUGCCACCCUCCCUCAUGACUAAAUACAUAUCUAUUCCUGUCAAAACGUGUAUUGGAAUGUACUUGAAACUGUUGUCUUUGUGCUCUCUUGUUUGA
Trichechus manatus latirostris (Florida manatee) is the source of this 955-nucleotide messenger RNA. It is a transcript of the gene SHH, whose product is annotated as sonic hedgehog signaling molecule. The record is from RefSeq and is a predicted model, not a curated record. Gene Ontology annotation, biological process: regulation of gene expression; smoothened signaling pathway; cell fate specification. Lineage: Eukaryota; Metazoa; Chordata; Mammalia; Sirenia; Trichechidae. Gene Ontology annotation, molecular function: patched binding; calcium ion binding.